GGCAGUUCGCCGCUGGCCGCCGCGCGCCAGAGUUGCUUGUGGCCGCCCCGCACCGAGGACAGGAAGAUGCCACCCAAGCGCAUAGCUAAGAGAAGAUCACCCCCCGAAGAUGCCAUCCCCAAAAGCAAGAAGGUGAAAGACGCUCGUAACCGCGGUCCUGCCGCCCGCUCCUGCCAAGUCUCACACAGGUCCCACAACACAGAGCCAGGUUUGGUGCUGACACUGGGCCAGGGCGACGUGGGCCAGCUGGGGCUGGGCGAGAGUGUGCUGGAGAGGAAGAAGCCGGCCUUGGUGCCCCUUCUACAAGAUGUUGUGCAGGCUGAGGCUGGGGGCAUGCAUACUGUGUGUCUGAGCAGAAGUGGUCAGGUCUACUCCUUCGGCUGCAAUGAUGAGGGAGCCCUGGGAAGGGACACAUCGGUCGAGGGCUCAGAGAUGGUCCCUGGGAAAGUGGAACUGCAAGAGAAGGUGGUACAAGUGUCAGCAGGGGACAGUCACACAGCAGCCCUUACUGAAGAUGGCCGUGUCUUCCUCUGGGGCUCUUUCCGGGACAAUAAUGGUGUGAUCGGGUUGUUGGAGCCCAUGAAGAAAAGCAUGGUGCCCGUUCAAGUGCAGCUGGACAUGCCUGUGGUGAAGGUGGCCUCAGGGAACGACCACUUGGUGAUGCUGACGACUGAUGGAGACCUCUACACCUUGGGUUGUGGGGAGCAGGGUCAGCUGGGCCGUGUGCCUGAGUUAUUUGCCAACCGUGGUGGCCGUCGGGGCCUUGAGCGACUCCUCGUCCCCAAGAGUGUGCUUCUGAAGUCCAGGGGCAGUCGCGGCCGUGUGCGGUUCCAGGACGCCUUCUGUGGGGCCUAUUUCACUUUUGCCAUCUCCCGUGAGGGCCAUGUAUAUGGCUUUGGCCUCUCCAACUAUCACCAGCUUGGAACUCCAGGCACUGGAUCUUGCUUCAUUCCUCAGAACUUGACAUCCUUCAAGAAUUCCACCAAGUCCUGGGUGGGCUUCUCUGGUGGCCAGCACCAUACAAUCUGCAUGGAUUCAGAAGGAAAAGCAUACAGCCUGGGCAGGGCCGAGUAUGGGCGGCUGGGCCUUGGUGAGGGUGCUGAGGAGAAGAGCAUACCCACCCUCAUUUCCCGGCUGCCCGUCGUCUCCUCAGUGGCCUGUGGGGCCUCUGUGGGGUAUGCUGUGUCCAAGGAUGGUCGUGUUUUUGCCUGGGGCAUGGGCACCAACUACCAGCUGGGCACAGGGCAGGAUGAAGAUGCCUGGAGCCCUGUGGAAAUGACUGGCAAACAGCUAGAGAACCGAGUGGUCUUAACUGUGUCCAGCGGGGGCCAGCACACAGUCUUAUUAGUCAAGGACAAGGAACAGAGCUGAUGAAGUCUUUGUGGGCCUGGCUUCUGGCCCCCGACCAGCUUCCAAGAACAGAAAAACAGCCAGCUACCGAUUGCAGAAGGCCCUUCCCCAUCCCGAGCAGCUAUCAUCUCCUUUCCAUCCCCCAGCAGAAUCCUUUUCUUCUGUUUCGUCCUCGUCUUCUGGUCAUCCUGGGACUUGCAAGAUGAGGGGGGAUAGGAAGGCGUCUCAGAAGGAGCUUUGCUUACCUUAGACUCGGUCGUUAGACCUUUCCCUUGACUGCCCUGCCUCCUGUGGUCCAAGCAGGCCCUGGCUCUUGCCUACAAAACCCAAAACUUCCUGCCCUGGGGUUUUGGUGCCUACACUUUGAAAAGUUGGGGAUUCUAUCAAGCCUCCCUUCCCAUGUGCCACUUUUUCUGUUCCUAACAUUAGUUUACAAGGAGACAGAUGGUGUAGUCAUCAGAUCCAGUUGUCAUGGACCCAUGCCUGGGGAGAGCUAUGCAAAAGCUGUACAAGGCUGUGGGUGACCCUAAGCCAAAUAGUUGGCUCUAAACAGGUGUCCAUGGGGGAAAACAAUGACCCACUGGAAAAAAUCCAACUAGCUCUCCCCAAAGCACAAAGCACCACACUAUCUCCUGGGCAUCAUCCUGGGCCUUUCUGCCACUGAGGACUGGGAAGCCAUGCUGGGCUCUGCUGGGCAGUCAAGGCAGGGUAUUGGGUAAGGGUGGGUGGAGGAAAGGGCUUGGAGAGGCAGAGGCUGGUCCUAAAAGAAGGAAGUAACAGUGGCUGAGAAAAUAGUUUUAAUUAUAAAAUAUUUUGGGGGGCUGGGGAUUUAGC
Onychomys torridus (southern grasshopper mouse) is the source of this 2184-nucleotide messenger RNA. It is a transcript of the gene Rcc1, whose product is annotated as regulator of chromosome condensation 1. The transcript is spliced from 11 exons. Gene Ontology annotation, molecular function: guanyl-nucleotide exchange factor activity. Bases 67 to 1371 code for a protein of 434 amino acids. Gene Ontology annotation, cellular component: cytoplasm. The record is from RefSeq and is a predicted model, not a curated record. NCBI's taxonomy places the organism in Eukaryota, Metazoa, Chordata, Mammalia, Rodentia, Cricetidae.